UCCAUCCCAUGCUUUCUUUCAGUGUGAAUCUUAUAAUCUAAACUUUGUGAACUCUAUUAAAGAUGAGUUUAGAUUUAUACUUGGUUCCUUUUUUUUUUUGGUGCUUCACAAAUUUUCUUAUGUUUUAUUCAUUUAUAACUUCCAUUUUUCAAAUUACCAACUUCUCAUAAUAAUUUGUGUUUUGCUACUUUGCUAGGGUUUUAUACAUCCCGUGUUUCCGGCAAUUCCAUAAAGUUGUCAGCUUUUGGUUGUGGCUCAUCACGUGUCCGUUUGUUGUAAGAGUGCUCAAUAGCUUGGUGUUUGAAGUUUGCUGUCCAUUGGACAUGCCGCCUAGAAAAAAACCUCGCCGCCAGUCUACUGUUCCACCAGACUCAUCACUAACGUCGAAUAACAAUCAUUUUUAUCAGUCGUCAGCACAGCAGUCAUCUACAUUCACACAAUGAUGUCUUCCAAGCGUCUGUCUGAUAUGAAAGAACAUGACAAACCAGAACCAAUUGAAAUACGGGUUGUGAAAACAUGGAUACUAGUGGGCAAAAAACAAGAGCCAUCAUCUAAAAGCCAAAGUCAGGAGCUCUGUUACCUGUUCGUUGACAAACACGGUGACGCUAUUGAGGCAAUAGCAGACCAAAAGGAACAAGCAUACUUUGACUCAAUCAUCAAAGUUCAGUCAUGCUACAGGGUCAACAAUUACAUAGUAGUUGAGUCAAGAAAGUAUAUGCCAACCGUACAGCACAGCGCUUCCCUCAGAAUUGGAAAAAGAGCAAGAUUUGUUCCCUUAUCCGACACCAACAUACCGACCCAGUACUUUAACUUCGCUAAUUACGAGGAAGUCAAAAGUCGAUCAGGGUCAACGAAGUUACUCGCAGACUUCAUAGGUCGAGUCAAAAAGCACUGGCCGAGUACCACAAGAACAAACAAAAGGCUACAAAAGAUUGACAUGGAAGAUGACAGAGAAAAUCCAAUUGAGAUCACUUUAUGGCCAGAAAAACGCGACCUCAUCGGGAAUGAGACAAUACCUAGCGAUAUUCUGGCAAUCACAUCAACCUUAGUCACUGACUUCAACGGUUCUAAACAGUUGGAAUCAACAAAUGCAACAACCAUUGUUGUCAAUCCAACAUUCCCAGAGAUACAACAUCAUGUUGACAGGCCGAAAGCAUCACUGGCAGGAAAGACAAUACAGCCCGCAGAGAACACAGUGACAGUCAAAGAGCUUAAAAACAUAUCAGCAAACAAAACUGUCAACGUACCACAAUCCCGCUUCACCUGUCAUGCACAGAUAAAAGAGAUCUAUGCGUCCCGUAAAUGGUACUAUGUCCAAUACUCUUUGUGUACAAAGAAGUUGUAUCAAGAAAAAAGUGAUUCAAUCCACUUUGUAUGUGAGGAUGAUGAAAACCCACAACCGAAGUACAUGUACUGUGUAAACGCAUCGAUCAUUGAUGCAACAUCGUUCACUGAUGUGGUAUUCUUCAACGACGUCAUGACUGACAUGUUGGGUACUACCUGCGAAGAGAUGAUUAUCAAGCAAGGAUACACAGAUCCCAAGAUACUUCCAGACCUAAUCGUUGAGAAAAUCGGUAAUCACAUGACAUUUAACCUGACCGUAAAGGACAAAUCAAUUGUUGUCAACAAGGCAACUGAUGCUACCAAUGGCGACACUACACCAACUGAUCCUCAUACAAUCACUACACCACCAAAGGCCCUCAUGUUACCCUCACCAACACCAAACCGCAAGACCACUACGACUAAAAGGGCACUCCAGCAUUUACAUCCAAAACUAACAUUAACACUCAUUAGGUAGGUAUAAGUAUAGUUCAAAAUAGCUAACACAUAUAAGUUUUACAGACAAAGGUUCUGGUGAAAAACAAGCCAAAUACUAGAAGCCUAAUCUGCUAUGCGGCAAGCAUCCUUUUUGGGAAGGUCUAACUUUUUGUACAACGCUUGCCAAUGCAGAAAAAAAGUUACAUUUUGUAUGCUAUACAAAAAAAACCCAGUUUUAAGGCCGGGUGAAAUCCCUUUUGGGUAGUGCUUCUACGGUUCAUACCUUUUGUACAACACAUGCCAAUGCUAGAAAGUAGUAUUGAAGAAACACAAGUGCAGGUCCCUUUUGGUCAUAAAUUCUUCAAGUUAAACUUUUGUACAACACCUGCCACUACCAGAAGGAAGGCCAUACCUGCGACUACAAGAAAGAAGCAACGUUUUGUGUGUCAUAGAUCACAGUUUGUUUGAAUAUGCAAUGUGCUAAAAUAUGUAAUAUGACGUAGCAGCCUACACUUCUUUGUACUACAUGAACUAUGUGUUUAACUUUAUCUUCAACGAUAUAAAAUUAGACCUU
This is a messenger RNA of Helianthus annuus (common sunflower), 2332 nucleotides long. RefSeq names its product replication protein A 70 kDa DNA-binding subunit C. Gene Ontology annotation, biological process: DNA replication; DNA recombination; DNA repair. The record is from RefSeq and is a predicted model, not a curated record. Gene Ontology annotation, molecular function: DNA binding. Bases 440 to 1798 code for a protein of 452 amino acids. NCBI's taxonomy places the organism in Eukaryota, Viridiplantae, Streptophyta, Magnoliopsida, Asterales, Asteraceae. Gene Ontology annotation, cellular component: nucleus. The transcript has 11 exons.